AUGUCGCUGCUGCCUUCGAGGUUCAUAUACCUGUGUUUACAUUUUCUGGUACUCUAUUUCCAGCUACAGGAAUCCCAGCAGAGUUCUGCUGAUUUCAGGUUUUACAUCGAGAACUACACAAGGAACCCAGACGACCUGAGCCGGAGGCAAGUCCGGAUCUACCAGCUGUACAGCAGAACCACAGGGAAGCAUGUCCAGAUCUUGGGGAAAAAAAUCAACGCCAACGGAGAUGAUGGGGGCAAGUAUGCUCUUCUUGUCGUCGAGACAGAAACCUUUGGGAGCCACAUUCGAAUAAAAGGAAAAGAAAGCGAUCAUUAUAUUUGCAUGAACAAGAAGGGGAAAGUAGUUGGAAGGCCCGAUGGAAGGAAGCAGGAGUGCGUCUUUGUCGAGGAAUUCCUGGAGAACAACUACACAGCUCUAGUGUCGGCUAAGUACAAAGGAUGGUACCUCGGCUUCAACCGACAGGGAGGGCCCAAGAGAGGCUCGCGGACCACACAGAGGCAACAGGAAGUCCAUUUCAUGAAGCGCCACCCAAAGGGUAGGGUGGACCCACUGGAAGAGUUUCGAUUCACCACAGUGACUAAGCGGACACGAAGGGCUCGCCGAUUAAAACCCAACCCCAAGAGGAACUGA
This is a messenger RNA of Scomber japonicus (chub mackerel), 633 nucleotides long. RefSeq names its product fibroblast growth factor 24 (gene fgf24). Lineage: Eukaryota; Metazoa; Chordata; Actinopteri; Scombriformes; Scombridae. The transcript has 5 exons. Gene Ontology annotation, biological process: regulation of cell migration; limb morphogenesis; positive regulation of protein phosphorylation. Gene Ontology annotation, molecular function: type 2 fibroblast growth factor receptor binding; type 1 fibroblast growth factor receptor binding; growth factor activity. The record is from RefSeq and is a predicted model, not a curated record. Gene Ontology annotation, cellular component: cytoplasm. The coding region runs from base 1 to 633 and encodes 210 amino acids.